AUCCGUGCCUGAUAAAUAGAGAGUCAUUCUCCGGUGAGAUGAGCAGGCAGUUCUUGUUUUAUCCCACACCGUCCUCUUCUCCCAAUCUCAUGUCGUCCUCUUCCCACAUUCUCAUCCUAUUCGUCGCCCUUUUCUCUCAAUUUUAUGCCGACUAUUCCGAAAUUAUUCGAGGCACUGCCGCCUAUUACGAUCCACCACCACAUACUCCCACUGCAUGUCCCGAAUUCAAUAAUAAACCACUACCUUCCAAUGGCAAUUUUGGGGCUGCCGGGGAACGGCUAUGGGAGAACGAUGCCCCUUGUGGAAGAAAAUACAACGUGAUGUGCAUCAGUAAGGGUGCACCUACAUCCUGUAUACCCGGGAGCAAAAAGAUAGAGAUCGUGAUAAUCGAUCGGGCAAAAACUUCAAGGACUGAACCUUCCAAAGAUGACGCAACAGUUGUUUUGUCCAUACAGUCAUAUAGAUUAAUUGCAUAUGAUUUUAAAACUUCAGUUAACGUACAAAUCGAACCGGUCCAAAAUUUGGGUUAGUUUUUGUAGCUGCAGUUAAGGUCUUUGCAACUGGCUUGUUUGGGUUAGUUUGUUUGGAUUGUUAAAUAGUUUUGUAUAAAGUUUGUUUGUUAAGAACUUUUGACAUCGUGAGUCUGUGGCCAUUAGUAGCUGUGAUCAUGUCUGUUUGGUAGCUGUUGUGUGAGCUUUUGAUGUAAGUCUCUCUUAAGAGAAUAUUGGGUGGUUAAGUAUGUCAGUCAGUUGAUUAUUUUCUUAUCUUUUCAGUUGUGUUUGGAAGGUUAGAAUAUCCUUUGUAUUUGGAAUGAAUAAAUUUUAUUUUU
Molecule: messenger RNA, 829 nt
Organism: Rubroshorea leprosula
Lineage: Eukaryota; Viridiplantae; Streptophyta; Magnoliopsida; Malvales; Dipterocarpaceae
Source: the annotation of a GenBank genome assembly